Molecule: messenger RNA, 659 nt
Organism: Aedes aegypti (yellow fever mosquito)
Lineage: Eukaryota; Metazoa; Arthropoda; Insecta; Diptera; Culicidae
Gene: RpS23
Product: 40S ribosomal protein S23
Exons: 1
Coding region: 68-499 (143 amino acids)
Biological process (GO): translation
Cellular component (GO): ribosome; cytosolic small ribosomal subunit
Molecular function (GO): structural constituent of ribosome
Source: RefSeq, a predicted model, not a curated record
UGUCACCGCCGGUUGGGGAGCUCUUUUCUAUUCAAGUGUUCGCUCGGUUCAGACGCCAUUACGCAGAAUGGGUAAACCACGUGGAAUCCGUACCGCUCGGAAGCACAUCCGUCACCGCCGGGACCAGCGCUGGGCCGAUAAGGACUACAAGAAGGCCCAUUUGGGAACGCGCUGGAAGUCCAACCCGUUUGCCGGAGCGUCCCACGCCAAGGGAAUCGUCCUGGAAAAGGUCGGCGUCGAAGCUAAGCAGCCCAAUUCUGCCAUCCGCAAGUGUGUCCGUGUCCAACUGAUCAAGAACGGCAAGAAGAUUACGGCCUUCGUUCCCCGGGAUGGUUGCCUGAACUACAUCGAGGAAAACGACGAGGUCCUGGUGGCCGGUUUCGGUCGUAAGGGUCACGCCGUCGGUGACAUUCCCGGAGUCCGCUUCAAGGUGGUCAAGGUGGCCAACGUUUCGCUGCUGGCCCUGUACAAGGAGAAGAAGGAACGUCCACGAUCGUAAGAAGGGGAAGAAAACAAAAAACGGAAUCCGCUGGUCGAACUUUCGGAUUCUCUAGGAAUAUAACGAGUUAGAUUUACGGAUAAGUAUGCGUCUCUGUAAACAAGUGGAGGAAAAUCCAAAUACAAGCUUCUGUGAAAGUUGAACCUACCGGAAUCCGGAA